This is a messenger RNA of Notothenia coriiceps (black rockcod), 5437 nucleotides long. RefSeq names its product shisa family member 2b (gene shisa2b). Bases 607 to 1473 code for a protein of 288 amino acids. The transcript is spliced from 2 exons. The record is from RefSeq and is a predicted model, not a curated record. NCBI's taxonomy places the organism in Eukaryota, Metazoa, Chordata, Actinopteri, Perciformes, Nototheniidae.
CGCACAGUUGGAUAGUCUCUGCGCGCUUUAGUUCAACCGGGCUACACUGACCCAGACCAGACUGGCUCUCUUCUGACGCCCAACAAUGCGGACUGAGCCACACAAGUUUGGAAAUCUUGUCGUUACGCAAGGGGUUUGGCGGUGAGGGGUCUAAGGGGUGACAGCGGCAUGGAUCAGGCUACAAGUGUUGGAUUCUCUGCAUCCCUGUGGAAAGCCAUUUGAAAAGUUUGGAGACAUGAGCAGCCUCUCGGUGCCAGAGAUCAUUUAGCCUCUCCAAGCUGGAUUCUAGCAAGACAACUGGAGUAUUACUUAAGCUAAGAGCAUCUUUAAUGUAAUUUCCCAUCGUGUUUUUGUUUUCUACAACUCUUGGAUAAUCACCCACACUGCAGACCCACUUUUGGAGACGUUGGAUCUAAAUUUACGCACAUUUUACGCACGGGAUUCCUCUAACAAAUGACAGCUUCUAAGAGGUUUAUUCCUCCCUCACAUCAUCCCCACUUCUCCCUGUAUUGCACCGACCCCCCAUAUCUCUCCCCUCACCGGGUUACACGCGGGGAGUGAAAGCCUCUCUGUCUCUUUCUGUGCGCAACAGCGUGCGUCCUGAGGAUGAGGAGGGGAAGUUUCCCGAUGUCUGCCACCGCGAUUCUGACCCUACUCCUGGUUAUUAUCGACGUGAAAGCCAGCGGGGAGUAUUGCCACGGCUGGCACGACUCCGAAGGCGCGUGGAAGGAAGGGUUCCAGUGUCCGGAGAAGAUCGAUGCACAGGAUGCUAUCAUCUGCUGCGGGAAAUGUGAGCUUCGCUACUGCUGCUCCAGCACCGACGCGCGGCUGGAUCAGGGGAGCUGUGACAACGACCGGCAGGCUGUGGAGCCCGGGCCCGGGUCUAAGGAGGACAAGGACAACGCUGCAGUGCCCAUCUACGUGCCGUUCCUGAUCGUGGGCUCCGUGUUCGUGGCGUUCAUCCUGGUGGGCUCCGUGGUGGCCGUGUGCUGCUGCCGCUGCCUGCGCCCCAAACAGGAGCUCUCAUCAGGCGGAGCAUCAGGGGGGGGGUCCGGCGGUGGGGGGCGCCUCCUGGAAACCAUCCCUAUGAUGUCCAGCGCCGGGACCUCUAGGGGUUCCUCGUCCCGUCAGUCCAGCACAGCCACGUCCUCCAGCUCCUCUGCCCCCCCCACCGCCCCCCGACAGAAUCCCCCUCAGAUGAUGAGGGCCCAGGCCUCCUGCUGCCUCCCCCCCGACGCCAGCGUCUUCGUCAACAUGCCCACCAACUACUCCAUGCUCAACUGCCAGCAGGCCACGCAGAUCAUGCCCCACCAGGGACAGUUUCUGCACCCGCAGUACAUCGGGUACGCCCACCCGGCCGCCACCUUCAUGGACCCAACUCAGGGGGGGUACAGACCCCUGCAGUCCCCAUGCCCCCCUCCCAACAUGGGGUGUAUUGUCAAUGACCAGAAAUACCCUGCAGUGACUGUGUGACGAGACUGCAGACCACUUUGUUGUGAAGUUGAACCUGUGAGGGGGGGCCGCGCCAGAGACUUUUACAGUGGAAAAGAAACUGAAGGACUGGUGAAGCUGUUGCUGGCUGCAGGCCCGCCUCUCCAUUGUGUGUUUUGUGUGUCUGUUUAGUGUCAUGUGAUCUCCUGACUAAGAUGAUGGAUGCAUAGACAAUUUUCUGUCUCGAUGCAAAGACAAAACUGCAUAAAGGAGGAUUUACAGCCCAGGUGGGGGACCGUGCACGGCUCACUCAAAUAAAUCUGUGCGAGAGUGAGAGUGGGAAUGAGUGAUGACUGGAUGAUUUAUAGCAGCGAAAUGAAUGAAAAGUGGAUAUAGGAGUAGAAACAAAACAAAGUUAUGACCACAUGCUGUUUUCAUGCCAUCUGCACUUGUGAACGGCUCAUACGUGCAGUGUGUUUGUUUGUGUUGAACGUGUGCAGAGAUGAUUGUACUGUAUGUGUGAGUUAGUGGGAAGUGUAGAGGGAUGUGGUCGUGUGAGUAACUGUGAGUGAACUGUGUGUAAUGGGAAAUGCAGGUGGUGUAAUGUGAAAGGCAGUCGCCGUCUCCCUGCAGACCCUUUCAAAUGUAAUGAAGUGAACACAGGACGCAGACUGUAACGCUCCACCCUGCCAUACAACCCCCCCUAAAUAAAACCCCAAAAACCGGAGCGGAAACACGGACAAUUUAAAUAUCCAGCCAAGACUCACAGUUAAUGUACCUUAAAAGUGAGAGGCAGGUUAAUUAUACAUCGCAAACGGCCCUCUUCACUACUCAGAGGUGUGUGUGUGUGUGUGUGUGUGUGUGUGUGUGUGUGUGUGUGUGUGUGUGUGUGUGUGUGUGUGUGUGUGUGUGUGUGUGUGUGUGUGUGUGUGUGUGUGUGUGCGCGCAUCUGUAUUUAACACUGCCACAGUUCAGUGCGUUAGCCGAGGGCAAGGGCAGCUCUGACUCAUUAUUUCCCACUUAAGAAACAGCACAGAAAUGGCACGUUUUGGGCUUUUUAAUCCAAGAAAAAUAAGUCUGUUUUCCUCUGUUGUGCAGCUAACAGGUCAUUCAGUAACAUGCAACUUGAGGAAUGUGCUGCUCCACUGAGCUGCAGCCUGAGAUGUCCCAAAGUACUGAAACUGUGUGUGUACGGCCGAGCACAAAGUCUGUAACUCACUACCGACAGAUGUAUGAAAAGUGGUCCAUUUUGAUGUCAUUUUUCAUAUGAAUUCAAAAAAAUAAACAACUUUUAAACAGAAACCAGUGUGUUGAGCGCUAAUGUGUUUCACCUACAGGCGUAAGCAUAGCCUAUAUCAGGGAAGGCUUUGUUUGGAGUACAUGAGAUUUACAUACACACACUUGGUUAACAAAGAGACACAUCUGUGAGGUGAACGGAUUUUACACAAAGAACUGUCUCACACUCUUAAUCCUCUUGAAACACAAACAACUUCAUGGUUAAGCUAUCAGAAACACUCAUUACGCACAUUCACACACAGCUCUACCACCCACAGUGGAUACCUGUCCAUCACAAAGAGAGGAGGAGGAACAAUAAAACACAACAAUGGCCGCUUUUAAAGCUACGACCCUGAGGAGGUGCAGCUCUGGGAGCCUCCUGCAGGAUAAUGUGGAAAGUGGAGUCACAGGGGAGGAGUUGUAAAGCAGAAACGGCUCGAUGGAUUCUCCAUACGGGAGCAGCUGUAACAGUUUGGGCUGGGCCUCGUCCAGGAAGGUGGGUGGGAAAGAAGGGGGGGGUAUUAAUCGUCUAACGCUCUGUCUGCGGUGACUCUCAGGAGCUUUGAGACGGAGCGUGGGACAGGCUUGAAAUCAAACGCAUAUCAUGUCAAAUCAAGCCUUUUCUCCCUCUAACUGGCUAGUCUACUUGCCGGCAUUGUACCACAAAGUUUGAUGUUAGAAAUGUAUAGUAGGGGUCCCCAGCACAUAGAAACUGCCUGAUGCUAACUUGCAUAUUUUGGACAAUUUGCACAAUUAGCAGAUACAGUUGCGCUAAUUAGAUUUAAAUUGCAUUAUAGCCUAUGCAGUUAAAAAUGGCUUGGCCGAUUUGGUAAAUUUUAGUGUGGUUUUGGGGCUUAUUGAGGAUGCUGGGUCAAUUUCUGACAUUUUCAGGGUACAGAAAUGGAAGUUUUAACCAGAAAGUGUCUAUAUCUGCACUCUCGGUGGGAUUAUGAGUAGUGUUGCAACCAUUGGAUAUUGAGAGCACAAGAUGAAAAGUAUAACCUCAACUGUGGACAAUUUUUCUGCCCAACAUUUGCAGGUUAGCAUCCGGUAGUUUCUAUAUGCUGGGGACCCGUAUACAUUUCUAACAUGAAACUUUGGUGUACUCAACAUUUCUGAGUUCACAAUAGGAGUCUGAGCUGCAAACUUUAUGAAGCCAGAGUCUGAAGAAAAACACACACCUGAUCACAUGACAGCGUACAGUGAAGACACGGAGACAUUGGUUCAGGCCAUGGAUUGAUUAGAUUUAAUGAUUAGGACUUGGAUGGACAACCCCCUUCUCCCACCCUUCACUCUUUCUCACUUGCAUUCCUGAAUCAGUGUGCACACACACACACACACACACACACACACACACACACACACACACACACACACACACACACACACACACACACACACACUACAUUAACACCACGCUGGCUCUUGAGAUGAUCAACGGAGUCGUGAUGGGCCUCAGCCAGCCUUCCCAACGUUAGGAUUGGGAAAUUCCUCGUACUGUAUGUGACUGUUGGGAACGAUCUCUAAAUAAAAAAAACCAGCAGAGCGGCUCUGAAGUUUCCUAUAGAAGUUUUAAAUGUCUGCUAGAUAGAUGACAGUGCUGAGUGGAUGAUAACACAAUAAAUGGUGCAGGACGAGCAGAUGAAAGGCUCAUGCUUCAGUUCUUUAAUGUUCCUUUGUGAUAUAAAAAAGCCCAGGGAUGUGCUCCGUCUGAGCUCUCCCCUCGAGACGCUCUCCCUACCUUUCCCAUGUCUACCAACUACAAACACAGAUGUGCUUUUUCCCCCUUUCUGCUCCAUUGCUUUGGAGAGGACCCAUUUAUUUUUUCCCCCCUGGGUUUUACAAGCAGGGUUAGUCGGGGACGGGGCCUUGUGUGGGGCAGCAGUUUGGUUACCUUGAAAACACACCGCAUGCUAAACCGGCUCUGAGAGAGAAGCUUACUCUGUGACUCACUACCAGCUGCAUCUUUAUUAUAAUGAGUCAUAUUAGCAGAAUAUUAUAUAAAAAAAAAAAAUCCUUUUUGGCAAACUGUGGUGGAGAAAGUACUCAGAUGCUUGAUUUAAUACAAGUAUUCGUAUCACAGUGCAAAAAUACUUACUUUUUCAUUAAAAAAAUGUAUGUAACUUUUAAUCAAAAUUGUAUUUUUUAGGAGACUUUCGUCUAACUCUAUUGACACAACACGACUACAUCACACGGAGAGAAACACAAACACAUCCAGAAACACACCAGGUCUGUACAGCAGCUCACAUUGAGCCACCUGUGAUCCACAGAUGAAGGAAUGGAGGAGAAAUGGAAAUAAGCAGAGAAAUGAAAUGUAAAAAUGAAACCGAGGAUAAAGGGGAAGGAGUGAUUUAAUGAAAGGUCAACAGAGGGAGGUGUGAACUCAUUUAGUGGGGAAACAGGUGAAGGUCACUCCAGAGCCGUUUGAGGUCACACAGUAAACCCAAAAACUACCUCUGUGAUCAUGUGACAGCUGGGGCUCUACGGGACCUCAGCCUUGGCUUCGGCCCUGUGGACGACGCCACCGGGGAGUUAGAAAUAUAUUUAGUUCCACAAACAUACCUGCUAUGGUGACUUUAUUGGGUCCAUAUAUACAAUUUAAUGCAACACGAUACAGAAGUUCUGCCACAUAUUAUCCUUAAAGAGGCUUAUUAUGACCUUUUUGGUAUUAAAUGUGUUAAAGAGGACCUAUUCUGCUGAUGUUCAGGUGUAUAUCAGUAUGUAGUGUCUC